GUAUGAAAAUCUAUUAUAUUGAACCACAUUUUCAGCUGAAGACUCUGUCUCCCAGAGCAGAGGCAAUCAUUAUUUUCUUCUGGAAAACAGCAUCAGUUCAAAAUCACGUUUUUGAGCAUUUCUCAUCAUACGGACAACACGUUUUGUUGUGCUAUUUAAAAAAAGCUCAAGGUCUCCAGGACCCCAGGACCCCAAGCACGGCCUGAGGGUUAAGUAUAAAUGGUGCUGACGAUUCAUGUAGUGACAAUCAUAUAUUAACCCACUCACCCAUACUCGUCUUAAAAUCACUGCUGAGGGAAUAAUAUUGAAGGCUUACUUGGGGCUCCAAGAGGCCACAAAUCAUAUAUGACUCAUUGCUUUAACACUUCAAAGACAGAUUCCUCUUCUAUAAAUAAACCAUCAUACAUUUAAUGGCCAGUUACAUUUUCCUUUAUGCAACUUGGUUUUCGCACUUGUUGAAAAGAGAUUGCACUCUCAAUGGCAAUCAGUCUGUCCUUUCUCUGCGACUACAUAUCCAACCCAUUCUCCAGGUUUCCAAGAAAGAGCUUGUGUGUGGGCUGUCCCUUCUGAGAGUCCUUGGUUUGUGAAAAGGAUGCUUCAAUGGAGAAAAUUGUGUUGAGUAUGUUCGAGGUUACUGCAGCGAAUUGUUAGUGUGCAUCUUACCACUUUUCAGGCGACGUGUUGUGUGUCAGUCAUCCUGUGCCCCAUGUUUAUACACUUCUGAAUUUAAGUGUAUAUCUGUCAAUUAAAACGCAACCAUUCAUGUUCCCCGUCAACAAACAAAAAUAAACUCAUGACUUCUGCACUGAGGAUUAAUGCUCAUUUUGAAUGUCUUCAUCCAGUGGGAACAUUUGCCGAUGGUGCUGCUGAGGACUCAUCUCUGUGAAUCACAGAGCAGAGAGCGAGAAUGGGUCCAAUGUGAACAAGUCGUGAUCGCUGCAGGAACCUUUAGGGAUCGUAUUCAAGUAUUGCUUAUUCCAGUUUCAUGAACAACAACAACCCCGAAAGCACAGCUCGUGCGAUGUCAAUUGCAAAGAGCCUCUUUAUGCUUCUAUAAAAGGAGUGCACUCUGGAUGAGGCUCUAUGACGCAGGCUCUGGUGCUCGGUGUGGGUGCAUAAAAGAGGACACUGCGCUUUGUGUCAGCACACAGAUGGAGAAGCAACUGGGUUGGUGAGACUUCGACAUCCUCCCGUUGCUUGAACAUAAGGAGAUGAACACAAUUGAGAAGUUUUACCUUCCCAUUGAUGGCAUCCUCGAAAUGUUCAGUUCUCUCACCGAGCAUCACCGUCACAGUGCCGCCCUCACUCCAGUGCUCCAGCACCCCAAGGUCUCAAACUUAUCCAAGAGAGGCAUGCGCAUCAUCAAGACGAUGAAAGGAUACUGGAGACAACAGGAUAGGAGAGUGGCACUGAGUAGAUCCUCAAGCUCUGGCAACCGGCCAGUGUCAGCGGAUCGACUCCCCAAAAGGUCCAUGGAUCUGUUGGAGCUGGGUCUGACCAAGCCCAGGAACUGUCGCAGACUAGUUGUGCUUGGCUCACCCAGAGUGGGUAAAACCAACAUCCUCCACCGGUUCCUGGGGAAAGAAUUUGAAGAGCAAUAUGAACCCACGACCGAGGACUUCCACAGGAAGCUGUUCCACAUUGGAGGAGAGGCCUACCAGGUUGAUCUGCUGGACGCCUCAAGUGAGAGGGACUUUGCUGCGAAACGGAGGCUAUCCAUACUGACAGGUGACAUCUUCCUGGUCGUCUUCAGUUUGGAUGACAAAGACUCUUUCGCUGAAGCCUGCGAGCUGCUGAACGAAAUCAAAGCUGCCAAGGCAAAAUUGCUGAAAUUAAAAAAUCCCGGGAAGGUGCCGGCAGUUGUGUGCGGGAACAAAGCGGACCUGGAGGCGCAGAGAGCCGUGAGCCGCUCGGAGGUGGCACGAAUCCUCGGCGAAGAGGAGGUGCCGCUCUUCGAGACAUCGGCCAAAGACGGCUCAGGACUGGAGACCAUGUUCAAAGCCAUCGCCACCUUGGGGGGGCUCCCCGACGAGAUCGGGCCGUCUCGGCAUCAGACCGUAUCCGUCCUCACCUUCCAGUCGGUGUGCCGCGGCCACCAGCGGGGCCGGAGUGGGAUCCGGACGCGGGGAGUGGGUGCGCCCUGCGCCGCCGUGGACCCUCUGGCGCAACGGCCGAGCUUCACCAGCGACCUGAGGCUGGUGCUUGGAUCAAGCACCAAACACAACAAACCAGAGAAGUGUCCGAUUCAAUGAAUUGUGAAGCUUCUCGAAACACCAAUUGUAGUAGUAUGCUGCAAUGUCAUAUCAUGUAAGGAGUUAUACUCUUAUAGCACUUGGCUGGACCGGUGCGUUCAUAUUUUGUAUAUGUAACCUGUAGACAAAUGACAACUGUAUUAUUA
Molecule: messenger RNA, 2398 nt
Organism: Platichthys flesus (European flounder)
Lineage: Eukaryota; Metazoa; Chordata; Actinopteri; Pleuronectiformes; Pleuronectidae
Gene: rasd2a
Product: RASD family member 2a
Molecular function (GO): GTP binding; GTPase activity
Source: RefSeq, a predicted model, not a curated record